Molecule: messenger RNA, 675 nt
Organism: Truncatella angustata
Lineage: Eukaryota; Fungi; Ascomycota; Sordariomycetes; Amphisphaeriales; Sporocadaceae
Exons: 1
Coding region: 218-613 (131 amino acids)
Source: RefSeq, a predicted model, not a curated record
CUUGGAGGAUCGCCUCCCCCCUCAAACUAACCUAGUCUAGAUUUCUUCCACCCUCGUUGGCGGUAUACGGUCUGUAGCUUAUAUCAACUACACUUCGCGCACAUGUUCGUUCGUACUACACGACGCGUCGCAUCAAUCGGAUCUUCCGCGAUCCAUCCCAGCUUCUGUUCAAGAUCAGCCAGUCUGGUGUAGCUCAACGAGCGCCGUCGUGCAGACCAUGGCGUCACUCUUCAAAGAGAUCAAACCGCUCGUGAACGCAACUUUGGAAGCAUCACAAACAAUCAACCGUACGGGUCCCAUACUGGCAUGGACACAGCUUCUCAUGAUAUUGCUACUUGGCGCGAUAUUUCUCGUCUUAUUUGGGUUGCUUGUCACGCUCAACCCGGACCUGGAAGCUGAGCGCAAAGAGUUCAUCACGCCAGUAGUUCGGCUCCUGCUCGCUAAGACUGUCGCAAAUGGCAGAGCGGUCAGAAAAGCGGUCGGGAACCCGAAAUGGGUUGCGAAAACUGCCUUGCAAAUGUUCACUGGACCAUUUCGCGGACCUAACCCUGAUGUGGCUAAGUUGGAUGUGGUCAAGUCCAACACAGUCAAGGACGGCAAGAAGACCGCCUAGUUCUUGGAAUACACACUGGGAGUCGACCAGGCCAGACAAGUAGCAAGCCAAAAAGCUAGCUU